AUGGCGACCGAACGGACCGAUAACCCCAGGUCCCAUACCGAUUACACCAUAGGUUGGGUUUGCGCACUCCCCAAAGAACUGGCAGCGGCAAUGGCCAUGCUGGAUAUCCCUCAUGCUCCUCUUCCAAACUCGAAAAACGACGCCAACUCGUAUAUGCUUGGUUCAAUAAGGGAGCACAACAUUGUCAUUGCUUGCCUCCCGAUGGGCGAAGUUGGCACAACAGCAGCAGCAACUGUCAUUGCCCGAAUGCUGUCAACAUUUCCAUCGAUCAAAUUUGGACUGAUGGUUGGUAUUGGUGGUGGCAUCCCCAAACAUGACGUCCGUCUCGGAGAUGUUGUCGUGAGCGUGCCUACCGAUCACUUUCCUGGUGUAGUUCAGUGGGAUAUGGGGAAGGCGUUGCAGGAUCAGAAUACCACCGUCUUCAAGCGGACAGGGGCAUUGAACAGACCGCCGGAUGCACUACUCACAGCGAUAAGCCACCUCGUCGCAAAGCAUGAGGUGGAGGAAUCCCGAAUCGAAGCAUUCUUCAAGGAGCUGGAGAGCAAAAGGCCGAAAUUCGCUUCCAAGUAUCUCCGGAAGGACUCUCUCAACGAUGUGCUGUUUGCACCUGACUCUGCACACCACGAGCUUGAAGGAAACGACAGAGUGAGCAAUUGCGACAAUUGUGAUGCCUCCCAGAUUAUUCAGAGAAAGCCACGGCCAAUGGAGAUACACUACGGACUGAUCGCCUCGGGCAACAAGGUUAUCAAGAGUGCCAUACUCCGCGACAGUCUCGACAAGGACCUUGGCGGCCGCGUACUUUGCGUUGAAAUGGAAGCAGCGGGAUUGAUGAACAGCUUUCCUUGUCUUGUUAUACGGGGCAUUUGUGACUAUGCGGACUCGCACAAGAAUAAGAGAUGGCAAGAGUACGCGGCUGCUGUUGCUGCAGCCUACACAAAGGAACUUCUCGAGGUACUCCAGCCGGCAAAUGUUCGUCAAGAACGAGCAGCGAGGGAUAUACCUGAGCUCAUGAAUACUGUUAAUAAAGUUCAUGCAACCGCAACAGAUGUGAAUGUCAUCCGGACUACUAUCGACUCUGGCCAACGCCAAAACGAAAAGUCAAGGGUGCUUGACUGGCUUACAGACAUCGGUUUUGGACCACAACAUAGCCUUCAUCGGGAUAAACAACAACCAGGGACCGGUAAGUGGUUCCUCGAUUCAGCCGAGUACCAAACAUGGAGAGAUAAGGAUGUGAGGGUGCUGUUCUGUCAAGGAAUCCAAGGAGCGGGAAAGACCAUCUUAUCUUCGAUCGUUAUCGAAGAUCUAGCGAGUGGUUCCCACUCUUUAGCUGGUGAGACCGAGGUCGCUUACAUAUACUGCGAUUACAAACGCCAGGACGAGCAAACAGCCCUGGGACUUCUUUCCAGCCUUACAAAGCAGCUGUGUCUCUCGAGGGAAUCUUUGUCGCCGGGUGUGACACAGUUACAUGCGAAACACACAUUGAAAUCCACCAGGCCAUCUCGCCAGGAAGUAAGACAGGCGUUGGAGGACGUCAUUCAGGGCUUUACUCGAGUUUACGUUGUUGUUGACGCACUCGAUGAAUUGCUCGAUGAUGACAACCAUCGAAAUGCAUUGGUGGACGAGCUGGGCAAACUUGGACGAUCUUCCCCAAACCUAAAAAUAUUUGUCACUUCAAGGCCACUUCUUGCAGACAUCAGCCAAUUCUUCUGCGACGCCUCCAAAGUGGACAUAUUUGCCAACCAGGAUGACGUGGGGGCAUAUGUGGAAGGGUGGCUUUCAAGUAUGCCAGACUCAUCGCCCCUCCAUACCAACAAACUCCCUAUCAACAAAGCUCUCCGGCAAGAGGUCAAGGACACAAUAUUACAAGCCACCCGGGGAAUGUUUCUUUUGGCGCGACUUUAUAUGGACUCGCUCAGGGUCAAGUCUACGCCCAAAGGGGUGCGUGAUGUAUUGCGAGGCAUGCAACAUCAGAACGAUAAAGCAAAAAUGCUCUCGGUAGAAGACAGCCUCUACAAAGCUUAUGACGAAACCAUGGCGCGAAUCAAUAAGCAAGAACCGGACUUUCAGAACCUCGCGACGCAAAUUCUUCUCUGGAUCACGCACGCAAAACGACCUCUUUCGACAGAAGAACUCAGGCAUGCCCUUGCUGUUGAGGUUGGUCGCAACGAGUUGGAUGAAGACAAUCUCAUUGCCAGCCUGGAUGUGUCAAUCUGCGCUGGAUUGGCAAUCGUUGACGACAAGAGCCAAGAAGUCCGUCUGGUCCAUUAUACUACCCAAGAAUAUCUGGAACAGCGCCACUUCAAAUUGUCCUUAAACAUAAACCCGCAUAAUACGAUCACGGAAGUUUGUGUCACCUACCUUAUGUACUCUAUCUUCAAGAGCGGGCCUUGCAGAAGUAAAGGUGACUAUAUUGGGCGGAUGAGAACCCACCUACUUUACUUUUACGCUGCAACUUACUGGCGACACCAUGCUCGU
Messenger RNA from Neurospora tetraspora, 2475 nucleotides. RefSeq lists its product as uncharacterized. The annotation marks the transcript as partial. Gene Ontology annotation, biological process: nucleoside metabolic process. The record is from RefSeq and is a predicted model, not a curated record. Gene Ontology annotation, molecular function: catalytic activity. The transcript is spliced from 3 exons. Lineage: Eukaryota; Fungi; Ascomycota; Sordariomycetes; Sordariales; Sordariaceae.